UGAAACACAAAUUGUGUUGAAUUUGCAGUAAGUGGCUGUGCAAUUCCUCGGCUGUCUGUACAGUUCACACUUCACCGGGAGAGCCGCAAGAUGAGGGCUUUCAGAGGCGCUGUCAUGUUGAUUGCUGCUGGGUGUAUAAGUCAGAGUUUAAGUGAUGAAACUUCCAAUGCACUGGACUUCAGCUCAAUUGGGAAUAAUUUGCCACUUGCUGAAUCAUUCCCUUGUGUGUGUGGGGUGUUCCUCAGUGGCCAGUUUGUCAAGGGACGCAAGGAUCAACCAAAAGGCAAUGCUGCACUUCUCCAUGAGCAUCCAGACCAUUUCGCCUGUAACCCAUCUGGUAACAAGCAGUGCAUUAAUAAGUGCUUGGAACUUAUUGUGAAACAUCUACCAAACAGCGGAACAAUUCUAUGUGGUGCUAUUGACAGAGACUGCCACAGAGAAAGAGCCUAUCUGUUCAUCAAGAACUGCAAUGACACGUGGAUCAACACAAAUCUGUCUGCAGGACGGGAAUACUGCUGCAAGGAUGGCAUGCCAUACAAAUGUCCAAUUUUGUCCUAAUCUUUAGCAAUUUGGUGACUAACACUUCUGGUAUGGAAUUAUGUAAUGUCACAUUUUACUUAUGACGUAAUGAUACUUCAUGCAAAUAUAAAAAUAAACUAAGGCCACUUGUAGAAAUUAAAUGUUCAACACCACUACCAUAAAACCUCAUUAAUGGAUUCAA
Molecule: messenger RNA, 721 nt
Organism: Cryptotermes secundus
Lineage: Eukaryota; Metazoa; Arthropoda; Insecta; Blattodea; Kalotermitidae
Gene: Fcp3C
Product: follicle cell protein 3C-1
Exons: 4
Coding region: 91-558 (155 amino acids)
Source: RefSeq, a predicted model, not a curated record